Messenger RNA from Funneliformis geosporum, 168 nucleotides. NCBI's taxonomy places the organism in Eukaryota, Fungi, Glomeromycota, Glomeromycetes, Glomerales, Glomeraceae. The record is from the annotation of a GenBank genome assembly.
AUGUCUAAUAAAGCAGAAACUAUAGAUUUAACUAUGAAUUCUACAUUUGAAAUUGAACCUGAAGAAUCUUCUAUUGAAAUAAUUCAACCAAUUGCUAAAGAAGUUCUAUCAUCUAAAAAAACUAAAGAAAUUGCACCAAGUAAAUAUAAUAAUUUAUUUAUAUUCUAA